Molecule: messenger RNA, 4709 nt
Organism: Oncorhynchus masou masou (cherry salmon)
Lineage: Eukaryota; Metazoa; Chordata; Actinopteri; Salmoniformes; Salmonidae
Product: zinc finger matrin-type protein 3-like
Exons: 5
Coding region: 2222-3367 (381 amino acids)
Molecular function (GO): zinc ion binding; nucleic acid binding
Source: RefSeq, a predicted model, not a curated record
CCAGUGCAAUUUGCUGAUUUAAGAGGGUGUAAACAUGUUGGUGUUAUACUGUAUGUUGAACUAGCUUAGUGUACAGCUAUAAAACAUUUUUGUCGAGGUUGAGCCUUCCCAUUAAUUUGAAGAGAUUAGACCAACAGUCAUGUUGAAAUUAAAUCUGUAAUCAGAGGUAUAUUAGGUUGCUGAUCAAUUCAACCCAAAAUAUAUGUCAACAAAAAUGUGUUGAUUUGCAGUAUCCACAGCACCAUCACUGUUCCUCAUUCUCUUUCAGUGUAGUUGUGAUGUGGUGGAUUGGUGUUUCAUGUAAAAUCAGCUAAAGUAAUAAUGGUCAGACCGGUGGGUGUAGAAUAACAUGAUGGUCCCCUUGUUUAGGGGGAGGACCAUGUUUUUGACAGUCUCGGUUCCCAACUCUUGAAAUCUGUCUACUCUUGUCAUGGCACAAGCUCAUUGACACACCAUGGUGUAGUGUACAUUAUUCACAUGAUGAUAAUGGUGUUGAUAAGGAUUGUCCACUAAAAUAGGUUGAAAGAGCUGAGUCUGGCAGGUCACAUCCCUGGAGAUGUUAUACAUGCUUGAUAAGCAACUUCAUGUUGUACUAUACCCUGAUUUCAUAUAGCUGUAUUGGUAAACAUUAGUAUUGACAGAUUUGAUCAUUCAGUCUUGUUUUAUGACAGCCUCCAAGCUGCCCCCUAAUCUUAGCCUAUAUUCUUCGUGUCAACUAUCGCUCACUUGAACUGGCAAUAAUGAGCCCUUUCAGACUGCUAACUCAAUAGCCUAACUGCUGUGUUGCCAUCUCUAACUAGGCUAACUAAUGGGCACGUUUAAGCCGCAAUUAAUCUGUUAUGUGCAUGACUGAGUGUUAACAAAAUACUAUAGGUCUCAGGGUCUUUCAACACAUCUCCAUGCUAAAACCAUGUCUAUCUUGAGACUUUGCAAGGCAUUGAACAUUUCGCAAAUCAAAUCAAAUUUUAUUGGUGACAUACACUUGGUUUGCAGAUGUUAAUGCGAGUGUAGCAAAAUGCUUGUCAGAAUAAGAGGACUGUAAUUCUCUAAUUAAAAUAUGAAGUUCUUAUGAGUUCCCUUCAACCUUUCUCCAUUCAAAGACUAGUCAUGCACUUGAUUCCACUGCAUGAGGCAUACACUUUUCACUCCAUAAUUGAUGUGGCAGAGGUGACAGUAUAAAAGGCAUGAAAUAACUAUAAGUAUGUGACAAACAACUCUCACUGUGAAGGGCUAUUCAACUUUUGAAGGUUCUUGGUUAUUUUUUUCUUCUGCACAGAUACCAAAUGAUAGAAUUAGAACCCUCUCCUUUAAAACCCCCAAAUACUUUUCUUAUUAAGCUACUUCGCUCCAACUCAGAGACCCAAGGCCAUCCCUCAUGAUACAUGGCCAAUGACUACUAUGCUCAUUAAUAUCCCAGGACUUGCAUUUUACUUGAGAUCCCAGUGUUACGUCUCAGGAGGAGUAUUUUAUACCCAAUAUUCAAAAAUAUGACUUUUACUUUGACCUUGGGCUAUGACAAUGUAGGUUCCUGACUAUUUUGGGGAUUAGGCUACAUUCUCCAAUGAGCAUGUGAUUCAGGUUUGUCUCCUUGUUACUCUGCAUGAGGAAAGCAGUUUACAGUAUACUGGACCGAAAGGCUAAGCAGAUUAGCAGUUUGGUUUCUACUUCAUUGCAAAACCCAGAAAACAUGUAUAUAAAGUUAGCUAUUUUCUUGGAAAAAAAUGUCACACUCAUAUUUGAGAAUUUUCAGGUGUUUGGAUUACAUUAUGUUAUUUAUCAGAAUAACAUUGAUGUGCACAGUGAGCCUAGUAUUGCCGGGAAAAUAAUUUUGUUUGUUAUCGGAAAGUUCCAUUUCAAGCAUGCCAUUCACUUGGUGUCACUGCAUGGCUGCUGGAAUCAAAAACAUCCCACACUGUUAUUGGGUCUCCAAUCUGAGUUGAUGCAGCAGAAACAUCAGACAUGAGCACAGCCACUGACCCAUCACCCACAUCAACCCUUAUGCAGAAAAAAUGUGGCCACACAUGAUUGCCUGAAAUGUAUCCAGUCAAGCAGGCAAUAGUCUGUUUGAAUCAGCACCAGAUCAAGAGAUGAUUGAGGAACUUAUUUUCACAAGGAGCAGAGCCCAUGCUUGACUGCAGGGGAAGUGUAAUUUUCACAAUGACUGCUGGACUGUGAAACCCACCAUUGUUCUAUUUGUUAGUGUCAGUUUCACUAGGGAGAAAUGAACACAGUUGAUGACUGUAGUUCUUGCUUCCUCCCAAUGUUAUACAGCCAUUACAUGGCUAUAAUAAGUGUAGAAUCUAGUCUAAUACAUACUUUGCCAUCAUUGCAUUGGCCCUCAGGACCAGAGUCUAUGCUGACGCCUUCAAUGAGCCUUUUUGGCCAGCAACAGCCGUUGUUCCAGCCAAUGCCUUCUACACAUACCCUUGGACCCCCUCCACAGACCCUCAGGCCGUCUACACCAGUGGUAGUGGCCCCGGACCCCCUCCUUUUCCCCCUCUACAGCCCUCUGUCUGCCAAACCACCUGCUCACCUCCAGCUGAUGCAGGGCCCCCCCUGCCCUGUCCCCUGCCCUGUCCCACCUCCAACUGCCCAGGUGGCCCUCAGCACCAAGCCCCAGGAGGAAGAUGCUCAGAUCGGGGCCACAGACCAGGACGCUACCUUGGAUGAGCUGUGUAAGCCUCUGUACUGCAAACUGUGCAACGUCACCCUCAACUCUGCCCAGCAGGCACAGGCCCACUACCAGGGUAAAAACCACAGUAAGAAGCUGAGAAAUUUUUAUGCAGGCAGCCAGCAGCUGCCUGCCAUCAGGAUUCCGGAGGUAAUAGAACCAGUUUCCCAGCAACCCCUCACGACUCCACCAACUGAGAGUACAACUCCAAAACAGCCGCUGUCAUUUAACGGUGCUAGCAGGGUGAUCUUAGCCACGGAGAACGACUACUGCAAGCUGUGUGAUGCCUCGUUCAGCUCACCUGCCGUGGCUCAGGCGCACUACCAGGGCAAGAACCAUGCCAAGAGACUGCGGCUGGCUGAGGCCCAGCAGAGCAGUAGCAUCAUAGAGUCAACUGAGUGUGUCCAGAGGCGUCCGAAGAAAGAGGGAAGCGAGUACAAGUUGAUCAAGAACCGCAGGACCUCACAGGUGCCUCCUGCCAUGCCAGCCCCCUACUACAACCCCCGGCCCAGGCAGAGGAUCCCCAGAGACCUGGCCAUGUGUGUGACGCCCAGCGGCCAGUUCUACUGCUCCAUGUGCAAUUCUGGGGCCAGCGAGGAGGCCAACUUCCGCCUUCACCUGGAGAGCAAGCAGCACAAGAGCAAGGUGUCGGAGCAGCGCUACCGCAGCGAGAUGGAGAAUCUGGGCUACACUUAGGAGAUCAGCGCCGCAGCACAGGGAAGGAGAGGGGAAUGGGGGGGGGGGAUUCACACUGAAUUUUGCCAAUAGUAUAGAAAGAACCCGCCAGGCUGUGGGGUUUUGGGGAAGUUUAUCACACAAUCGGUUUCCUUUCCCCAGUUUAAACCCUGUUAUUACUUGAGUUUGAGUAGCUGAACAUUGCUAUGUGUAGUAGAGGAAAGCAAAGUUAUAUUACAGGCUUCUACCAGCCCAGGUGAAUGUACUGUGAUUGCGAUGACAAUUAUUAAGCGAUAGGUAUUUUUUUCAAUUGUAAAAAUCUGACUGACUGUUCUCUUUCCUCAUGUGUGUUUACAUGGGUUUGGUAUGACUCCAAGCAUCUUGGACAUGCCAGUCAACUCAACCUCUGGUCCUGGUCCCUUAUUAUUUUGGGAUGCUAUAAAAGCCAGCUGCGUUAAGCGCUUGACUUCCCUAUGGGAGGUGUGCUUUUCGAAGAGCAGAGUAACUCAGGAGAAUAUAGAGCAGGCCAGAGCAGGACUAGAUUUAAUUGGGGGGAUUUAUUUCCACAUGACCUCUACUCUGUUCUAAUUUAGAGAAAAGGGAAUUUAGACUGUUCAAAGCCCAAUUUGUUCAGAGGAGGAACACAAAGCUUGAGUUCUUAUUCCUAUAUAUCUACCCCUUAAUCCAAUGCAUGUGUACAAGUAAAUCUAGGCAUUCAUUGUCUGGUUCUUUUUUUUCAGUCACAGAAAAAUGAUCGCUCGUUAAUGAUGUGUUCUCUCUGGCUCUCAGAUGAUGUGUUUUUCUAUGUCAUAAAUGCUCUUGUAAUCUAUUUUAAAAUGGCCUUUUUUGUAGUUCUAGUCAGACCAUGGUUUAUUUGUUUUAAUUUAACAUUGCCUUUUGAUUUAUAAGAUUUACUGUGUAUUGUUUUCUCUUUAUGAGUGUUUGUUUAAACAAAUUAGCCAGAUAAAAUAUCUACUGUUAUCUAAUGUAGGGGGGAGCUUCAUGUGCAACAUCACUUUAUUUGUAUACACUUGAUUAUACUUUAAUAUUUCACUGUAUAAAUUAUGUUUGUGCCAUGUACAUGUGUGCAUGAUAUUAUCAGAAUAUAAAUAUAUUUAAGUAUUCAUAAUAUGCUACUAGUGGGAGUGGAGGAACUAGGCCAGUUCGAGAGAGACAGAGAAGGGACCAUUAUAUUGGACACAAGGUAGUGUAUGGGAAGGAGUAUUGCUCUUGUUAUAGAGGAGUGGGUGGAGUUUCAUACUGAUUGAUUGAUUGAAUUUGUUAGAUGAUUAAAAGUAGCAGGCUUCUCCAGCCGGAGAAAACAUUACACUAUUACAGGAUUUGCUUUAAUUAUUGUUAUUUG